ACCAACACACUGCUGCAGUCAUGUAGAGCAAGUAGCUUCAGGGGGGUUGGGCUACGUUUGCUAUAGCCAGGCUGAAGAAACAGAGAAAUGACUUGUGGACUUGGUUUGGGGAUCUUGCUGAUUGGCUUAGUUCAAGCAGAGCUUGUUUGUUGUUCACGGGCCAAAGAGGUGCUGAGACCUCAAAAAGGCAACACAAAUGCUGGCUUCCCUCUACCAAACAGCAGUUUAAGAAACCCUGGCCACAAUCUCCAGGACCAACUCAGACAAGGCUUCAUUUCUCCACGUUCAGCGCAGAGCAGCAGCUUCAACAAUAACCCUGCAGCGAGCAGUGCUUAUGGUCAGAGACUCUCUGUGAGAAGCUUCACGCAACCUCUGCCACAGCCGGCUCAGACUUUAAGGAGGCAGAGCAGCUUGUUCACAAACCCAAACAGGCAAACAUAUUCACGAAGGGUUAAUGUCCGGUUGGUGCCAAAUGAGUCAGUUGAUGCUCCUUGUGCUAUAGGAGGCACCUCUGUGAGCCGGUGCCGUAAAACCCUGAAGGAAAACCUUGACAGAAAAGACGCUAGGUCGGUUCAGCAGGGUACAUCGAGGAGACUCAGGAAAAGCUACCCUUUCAGGCCAGUUUAUCAGGCUGCAGAACAGCAACCGUCCGAUAAAGGGCACGCAACCUUGUUUGGUCCAGUUGCUCCUGGACCAGGCAGAAGCUCUGUGCAGAUGCAAACGUAUGCCCAAGCCCGUGCAAGGAGAGUAACUUCAAGCCGUGCAUCCAGUUUGGGUAAAGGUUUCAGACCGAAGACCACAGCUGGGAAGCCACAACUAAGCCCACAGUUUGCUUUGAAUGUCAGCGGUUACAGGCCAGGGGGUCUGCUGCAGCUUGGUAGCCUGGCUGUCCCCGGGAGAAGCAAAGUGGGAGUGUCUGUUCCAGGAUUUGCCCCAGUGACUGUGUAUGAGCUCCCCGAGCCCUUCGGCGGUUCUGCGAUCAGACGGCUGAGGCGACCUGAGAGGACACUGGUCUAGAAACCACAGCAUACCUCCCCGCCGCUGCAGGUGUCUGUCUACAACCCUGACGGUGUUCCUCCAGGAGCCAACUGGAACAGGGUCAAGCUGCAGUACUCACUCUAGCAAGUGACUCGUUGUUGUCUAAUGGACUUUAACCUACUGCUUUCUGCCAACAGGUGCAUCAGUUGCAACAUUAAAAUAAAGAUAUUUGUCUUAA
Molecule: messenger RNA, 1216 nt
Organism: Fundulus heteroclitus (mummichog)
Lineage: Eukaryota; Metazoa; Chordata; Actinopteri; Cyprinodontiformes; Fundulidae
Exons: 3
Coding region: 88-1017 (309 amino acids)
Source: RefSeq, a predicted model, not a curated record